CGAUGUGUUGUUUUAGGCGGUGGUGGCACGGGCAAUAAUAUACUGGGUUUGAUACCAUUAAAAAAUCUGCUGCUAUUUCCAUGUGCCUCAGCACAAAGGAUAUUGCGCAUUUAUGAUGCAGAAAUGUUUCUACAGUGGUGAGAAGAAAGCUUGCGUUCAUAUAUUGGGAUCUGCACACCUGACGUAGCCCAGUUGGCGAACAUAGAUUGUUUUUAACGUUCAGCUUCGAAAUGAAUACAGAUGUGAUCAAUUCUCUUGAGAAAGUGGGACCAGAACAUAUUGAGGAGCUCCUCAACAGAUUAUCAAACCAGUUGAAUGGCGUGUUCGAGUUCCCUGAGCUGGCGGCGGAGGGCCGCCGGGAGCGGGUGUGGCGCUGCCUGUUCAGGUGGCUGGAGGCUGACGGCGCCGGCGCCGCCGUCCGUCGGGCGGCGCUCGGUCUGCUCCGCAUCCUCACCCGGGACAAGGAUGGCCUGGACCGGCUGGUCAGCCGGCAGCGCGUGGAGCGGCUGGUGGUGCUGGCCGGACUACAGACACAAGACAGCCUGGAGGAGCGGCCCGACAACAACCCCGACUACACGGUGGUGGAGGAGGCGGUCAAGUGCCUGUGUAACCUGAGCCACCAGAGCCGGGCGGCGCGCCAGCUGGCCGCCCAGAGCGCCGCCUGCCUGCAGGGCCUGACGCUGCGCCUGCGCGCCUUCCGCGAGCCCGAGCUCACGCACGGUGUCAAGCUGUUCUCCGUGCGGCUGCUCUUCCUGCUGGCCACCCUGUGCCCGGAGAUCAGGCCAGCGCUGGUGCACGACUACCACGGUCUGACGUACAUGACGGAGGUGCUGGACCUGCUGCUGAGCACGUGCAUCGCCGCUCCGGCCGGCCCGGCCGACGUCAGGGCGCGGGGCGUCGAGCUGGCCUCCGAGGUGCUGAAGACGGUGUACGCCCUCUCGGUGUCGCUUGCCUCGCCCGACGAGGAGGACGAGGGCCACCUGAUGCGACUGACCGAGGUGCUGCGCGAGUACCUGGUGCUGCCGCACAGCCCGGCCGACCUGCUCAACUACGUGGUGCAGGUGCUGACGACGGUGCCGUCCAGCUGUUACACGGCGCUGGUGGUUCCGGAGACGGCCGGCGCCCGGGCCGACGCCGAGGGCGACACGGCCGCGCUCGACGCUGUGCUCGGCAUCCUCACUGACAAGAUACAGCAGCCGCAGUCGGCCGUCAGCCAGCGGGAGCAGCUGACGCCCGUGCUGCUGCUGCUCUGCCACUCCAGCAAGGCGUGCCGCACCAUCCGGCGCUACUUCAGGGUCAAGAUCCUGCCGCCGAGACGAGACGUUAUGCUUCGUCCCGAGCAGGGCAACUCGCUGAAGAGUCAGCUGGUCAAGCUGAUGACCUCGCCGGUGUCAGAGGUCAAGGACCUGGCCGCUCACUUCCUCUUCAUCCUGUGCAAGGAGGACGUGGGGCGCUUCGUCAAGUACACGGGCUACGGGAACGCGGCUGGCCUGCUGGCGGCGCGCGGCCUCAUGCUGGGCGGACCGCGCAGCGCCGGCUACUCCUCCGACUCCGACUCCGACACGGACGAGUACGUCCAGUACCGGGACAGGAUGGACCCGGUCACGGGUCGGGUGGAGCCUGAGCAGUCCGACCCCAUGGAGGGCAUGUCCGAGGAGCGCAAGGAGCACGAGGCCGAGAAGCUGGCCAACCUCAUCAGCAAGUCAAUUGACCUCGGCCUCAUCCAGCCGUGUCGGAUCGGGGAGGACGGCAAGCCCCACCCCAUCUCCCACGUGCUGGAGCUGCAAGACCAAGCAGAGCCGGCAGCUGGCAGCGACGACGAAUAGCGGCGGGCGGCGUCGGUGAGCCGUGUCCAGUCCGCGCCGCGUCCCGUGGCGGGAGCCUCGCCCUCCGCCCUCCACCGACCGCGUACCCGGCCCGGUCGACUGCGCGGGUCUAGGACCGGUCCAGCUGCCAUCCCGUUCGUGCUGGCUCAGCGGGAGACAUCGACGCUGCGUGCUUCGGCGCUCCGCCGAAGUCAGACCGCACCGGCGACGGUCUGAGCGGCAUCAGGUCGAUUCGGGCGAACGCUGCCCGGCGUGCCGUGCGCGUGGAUCGAGGGUGCUUCGCGGAGCUGCACGGCGCCAGCCGGCGGGUUUCCGCUGCCGGCCCGGCCCGCUGCCGCUCGCGGCCGCUGCUCAGCCGGCGAGGCCAUGGCGGCACCGCCUAGUGCCCCGCUCACAUCUUCCUAUAGCGGGCGCCGCGUGCCGACUGCCCCAGUGGCGUGGACGCCUCUGGCCGGCGGAUCGCGUUCUCCCCGUGUCGCUUGUAUUGUCAUGUAGUACCUCCGUUCCCCGUCAGAUGUCGGGCUGGCCCGAUCCGAGCUCUGCAGUGGCGCGCUUGCCGCGACGGGUGGAUGGCGCUGGUAUGGUGCAGACACGGCGCACGGCCCUGGUGCUGUAGGCGGAGGGGGGUGGGGCCGACAGUGCGGGGCUGCGCGCCCCUCCGGUCGUGUGGCCGGCGCCGGCCGGCCUCUGUCCGUCACUGGCUGCUGCCUGGGGAGCAUCGCUGCCGGCCGGCCGUGACAGCUCGGGCCGCGCGCUGGGAGGGGUAUC
Molecule: messenger RNA, 2594 nt
Organism: Pollicipes pollicipes
Lineage: Eukaryota; Metazoa; Arthropoda; Thecostraca; Pollicipedomorpha; Pollicipedidae
Product: synembryn-A
Exons: 12
Coding region: 231-1826 (531 amino acids)
Biological process (GO): G protein-coupled receptor signaling pathway
Cellular component (GO): cytoplasm
Molecular function (GO): guanyl-nucleotide exchange factor activity; G-protein alpha-subunit binding
Source: RefSeq, a predicted model, not a curated record